CAAUCAGAGAAAGGGAUAUGUUACUAAGGUGUAGCGUCCUCGAGGGAGAUGGAAACAUGGCGGCUUCCAGGCCUGGAUCCUACUGUGGGGAGGUGAAAGAGCUGCGUCGGGACGGUUAUGGACUUUAUGUUUACCCUAAUUCUUUCUUCCAGUAUGAAGGAGAGUGGAAGCAAGGGAGAAAACACGGUCAUGGGAAAUUGCUGUUUAAAGAUGGAAGUUAUUAUGAAGGCGAGUUUGUAGAUGGGGAAAUUAAGGGCAACGGACUCAGAUACUGGGCGUCUACAGGGAAUACUUAUUCUGGCCAGUUCCUCUUUGGAGAGCUGCAUGGGCAUGGAGUCAUUCGCUAUGCAGAUGGUGGAAAAUAUGAAGGGGAGUUCUCCUAUGGAAUACGAGAAGGCCACGGGUUACUGACUGACAAGGAUGGACAAAUAUAUCAAGGAAGCUUCCAUAGCAACAAAAAACAUGGAGGAGGGAAAAUGAUCUUCAAAAAUGGGGAUGAAUUUGAAGGAGACUGGAUCCUGGACCAGAGACAAGGUCACGGAAUGCUUCACUGUGCCAGUGGAACUGUAUAUGAGGGACAGUGGAGAAAUGACACAUUCAACGGACAGGGCUCUAUAAUCCAUUGUUCAGGUGUCAUCUAUGAUGGACUGUGGCUCAAUGGCUACCCUGUUGGACAAGCAAAGAAGAUUGUGAUUAUGGGACCAGAGGUUACUGAGAUUGUUCAAGGGUCUUCCCAUACAUUUCAAGUCCAGCUGGAAAACGAAAAAGGAGAGCUUUGUGAAAGUGAGAGUGGUCGAUUGCUGGAGAUCAGUGCUGGUAUCCAAGCUGGCCAGUUUUCUGAAAGUUUAAAACCCAAUUCAUAUGAGUUCCUUGAGCAAACUGGGAGGCAGCCAAUCAAAAGCUCUUUCGGAUUUGAGUAUAUUCAGUAUCCUUUGAUGACUGUCACGUCUGGAAGCCAGAAGCCACAAGCUGCCCUGCCUGCUGCUGGUGAAAAUCAACUUGCCCUGCUUGAACUGCUAAUACCCCCAAGUGCCUUAGAACCAGAAUCUGGAUCAAAACCCCUGGGUGGUGCAGGAGAUGCCCUUAGCAACCACUAUGAAAAUGAAAGUGGCUGUUUCCAAAGAGUUGAGCAUGGCCGUGCCAUUUUCAGUAGCAUCACCCUUGCACCUCUUCCUGGAGAUCCUCGACCUGCUGUGCAGUCAGAUGAGCCAAAUGAAAAAGGGAGCAAAAAGGCAAGUGUCAAGACCAUUGCAGAGAAAAUGACUGCUUCCCAGGAGACGCUUCGAGAUAGCAGGUAUGUUCCCAUCUCCCACUUCUCAGAGGGAUGCUUUUUCAUUCAUGUCUGUCAUCCUGCUUUCUCAACAAACUAUAUCAAACUGCCUUUUGUAUUUCAAGUAACAUUUUCUGAACAUCAAAAGAUUGAAACUAAGGUGUCAUCUAGCCUAGUGGUGAGUGAGCUGCACUCCCAACCUACUGUCUUAAAAAAACAAAAACCCUAUGGCCUCAUUGCUGUGUUUUGA
Molecule: messenger RNA, 1520 nt
Organism: Lacerta agilis (Sand lizard)
Lineage: Eukaryota; Metazoa; Chordata; Lepidosauria; Squamata; Lacertidae
Gene: MORN1
Product: MORN repeat containing 1
Exons: 12
Coding region: 18-1520 (500 amino acids)
Source: RefSeq, a predicted model, not a curated record